AUGGGUGGAAGUGGAAGCAAGGUUACUUGGAAGCACAAUGUUCCAUCUCCAGCAGAUCCAUCGCAGAAAAGCGUUAUGUCCGAACCGCUGGAUGAGGUCAAGUUCUCUGACGAAGCCUUUUGGAAGCAUCUUGGAGCCUUGAAGCGAGAGCCCCUGCCAGUGCCUUUGUUUGCUAAAGCACUCGGUGUGCACGUGGCCAAGCACGAGGUUACUGACAGAGACGAUGGGACCUUCUUGGUGACAACAACUAUCGGUGGAUACUACGGUGGCGAGGUGGACGUGAAUUUUGUUCACAGCUACGAUCCAGACACGAACACUUGGAUGCAAAAAUGCGAUCGAGACCCUGGUCUCCAGAAAGUCAGCAAUGCCGUGGGAUUUCGGCUUCACGAGUCUCCUCGCACCAUUGAAAUGUGGGCUGUGAACGAGCCCGCACGCAACUCUGGUGUCGAGGUGGUAGCCGGCCUCAAAGGAUCCGUAGGCGCUGCGAUCUACUCGCUUUCGGAGAAGGAAGUGGAUGUUGAUGCCAAGGCGGACCAACCAUCCAAGGAUGGAUCUGGCAAACUGGUAGCACAAUCCGGGCCACUUGAUGAGUACAUCAAGAGUCCUGCCCAGUUCCUUGAGACUGCGCUUCAAGCUGUGAAGGAGGGCAAGGGUGUGCCCGGAAUAGUGGAGUUUUCCGUGAUCGAAGACAACUCAAGCGGUGUUAAGACCAAGGAAGUCAUUGACACCGACGGAAAUGGCACGCUGAAGGUCAACUACAUGCACCAUGUCUUUGACAUCGGAUCCGGCACGGCUGCCUCAACGACGUACAAGGAUGAAACCUACACCACGGCAUUGAGCGCUUGGCACACGAAGGUGCACUCAGGACCUUUGAUCAUCGAAAUGUUCAACGAGUCAUUCCCUGUACGCCACGCUGGUGAGGACGUCGUCAGAAACCUCGCGCCUCAGGUGGAGCAGGUCCUGGCGAAGGCAGUGGAGGAGACGGCGGCAAGUGGCUAA
Symbiodinium sp. CCMP2456 is the source of this 999-nucleotide messenger RNA. The record is from the annotation of a GenBank genome assembly. Lineage: Eukaryota; Dinophyceae; Suessiales; Symbiodiniaceae.